AUGGCUGCCUUUGGGUUCUCUCUACUCGGAGCAGCCGGUCUUUUGAGCGGGGUCGUCAACGCCCAAUUCCCUCCAAAGCCAGAAGGCAUAACCAUCCUAGAGUCUCAGCUUGAUGAGGGAGUCACAAUCUCGUACAAAGAGACUGACCUUUGCGAAACCACCGAAGGCGUCCGAAGCUUCUCCGGUUAUGUUCAUCUCCCGGUUGGAGCACUGGCCGACCUUGGAGUCGAAAACCAAACAUAUGAGAUCAAUACUUAUUUUUGGUUCUUUGAAUCGAGGAAAGAUCCUGCAAAUGCCCCUCUAUCAAUUUGGAUGAACGGUGGACCUGGCUCUAGUUCUUUCGUUGGCCUGUUGCGUGAAAAUGGACCUUGCUUCAUUGGCGCCGACUCUAAUAGUACUUAUCUCAACGAGUGGUCAUGGAACAACGAGGUCAACAUGCUAUACCUCGACCAGCCCGUCCAAGUUGGUAUGAGCUACGAUAGCUUGGUCAACAUCACCACCAAUCUAGACACAGGUGAUCUUGAAGUGGUCGACUUUGAAAAUGGUCCUGUCCCCUCACAAAACAACAGCUUCUACGUCGGUACCUAUCCCAGUGAAAAUUACAAUCUCACCACCCGUGGUACUGAGAACUCAGCACGAGCUCUCUGGAACUUCGCUCAAGUCUGGUUCCAGGAAUUCCCUGAACACAAGCCCAAUGAUGAUAGAAUCUCAAUCGCAACUGAGUCGUACGGAGGUCGUUACGGACCUGCUUUCGCGGCCUAUUUCCAGGAACAGAACGAGAAGAUAGAGAAUGGAACCUGGAGCGAAGCCGGACAGACUCACAUACUUCACCUUGACACUCUACUCAUCAUCAACGGCUGCAUUGACCGCUACGUGCAGUGGCCGGCUUACCCAACAAUGCAGUACAACAAUACUUACGGUAUCCAGGCCGUGAAUGAGUCGCGCUAUGAAGAAGUGCUCGACAACUUAUACCGCGAAGGAGGCUGUCUUGAUCAAAUUGAAGAAUGCCGCAACCUGAGUCUUGCGUACGACCCUACCAAUCAAGGGUUCAAUGAGACCGUCAACGAAGUUUGUGAGUCUGCCGAGACAUUUUGUUCUGAGACAAUUCGGGACCCCUAUUUUGACACCGACCUGAACUAUUACGACAUCUCCGCCCCCGGCGCUGCAGCCUUCCCACCUCCGUGGUAUCAGGGCUGGCUCAAUCAGCCUCAUGUGCAGCAGGGGCUAGGAGUGCCCUUGAACUGGACUCAGUCAAAUUCGGCGGUAUCGCGAGCAUUCCGCGGCAUCGGCGACUACCCACGUCCGGGCUGGAAGGAAGAUUUAGCAUACCUUCUCGAGGAAGGUAUCAAGGUUACACUAGUGUACGGUGACCGAGACUACGCCUGCAACUGGUAUGGCGGUGAGCUGCUCUCCCUUGCAAUUCCUUACGACAAUGCAACCUCUUUCGCAGGUGCAGGGUACGCACCUGUCAUUGUCAAUGACACCUAUACUGGAGGUCAAGUGCGUCAGUACGGAAACUUGUCGUUCACACGUGUUUAUGAAGCUGGUCAUGAGGUACCGGCUUACCAGCCCGAGACUGCGUACAGGAUCUUUACACGUGCACUCUUUAAUCGCGACAUCAGCACCGGAAAUAUCUCUACCACCGAAAACCCGGAUUAUGCGUCUGAAGGACCAGGUGAUGUGUACAACAUUACUAAUGAGCCAAUCGUCGACGAAGGCACACAGUGCUACGUUCUUGAUCCCGGUCAGUGUACGGCGGAGCAAUGGGAGUCAGUCAUGAAUGGAACGGCAUUGGUGCGGAACUGGAUUGUUGUAGACACCAACACCAGCUACUUGUUCCCAGAUCUCGUGGGUACUGGUACCUCUGGUAAUGGGACCUCACCCUCGGGAACCGGCAUCCCCAUGCCUACUUAUACUGCAGCUGCAUCCGCUAGUCUUUCUGUGAGCGUUCUGGGCAGUGCGGUCAUUGCUGCAGUUGUAGGGAGCUUGGUGACGCUAUAG
Molecule: messenger RNA, 2001 nt
Organism: Alternaria atra
Lineage: Eukaryota; Fungi; Ascomycota; Dothideomycetes; Pleosporales; Pleosporaceae
Exons: 5
Coding region: 1-2001 (666 amino acids)
Biological process (GO): proteolysis
Cellular component (GO): fungal-type vacuole
Molecular function (GO): serine-type carboxypeptidase activity
Source: RefSeq, a predicted model, not a curated record